CCCACUGGUUCAGCUGGAAGCAGUCCUGAGACAAUGUUGUACAUCAGACAUCUUGGAUCAUACAUAAAUACGAUAACAAAAUGUUAUCAACAUGAGCGAUAUUUCCUUGAAGUGGUGAUGUGGAUUUACGUGUGUGUCUGCCUUCCUUUGACCGUACUGAUCAUCUACUACGUGUGUUGUGUGAUGCAAAGGAGUCAGGUCCCUGUCAUCUAUUACACAAACCUCCUCCUCUCCAAUCUAAUCCGGAUCUGCAUAAUGAUCGUUUGGAUCAUAAGAGUGGAAAGCAGCAUGAGUGGUAUUAUUUACAACUUGUGUGAGAUGGUCGGUCUUUACUUCAAGGUGUGCAUUGCUCUGGAAAGGUGUUUUUUCAUCACACUCCCACUGUUGGACUGCCUCAGACAACCUAAGAGUUCUGUGCUGCUCUGUGUCCUGGUCUGGGCUUUUUGUAUUGUCAGUUUCCCUCUUGCCAUAGUUUUACAUCAGUUCAUACAUUUACUUAUUUAUGCUGCCCUCCCUGGCCCCCUGUUCAUCUUCUGCUUAGCUCGGACCUUCAGAGCCCUGCCUGCUGCCACCUCAGUGCCCACUCAGGAGAAACGUCGAAGUCUAGGAAUUUUAAUUCUGUUGUUCUUUAAGUACUUUGUACUGAUACUGAUUCCCAUAUCCAUCUUUCAUAAUGAACGUAUUCCCUUUGAAAUCAAUUGGAUCUUCUUUUUGCUCUGUCCUUUUGUGGACUUAGUUUUGUGUCUUUUCAUGCGGCAGGGGCGCAUUGACAGGCUGCUGGCAUGUCUGUGCUCAUCGGUGUGACUGACGGCAGCAGUGAGAGGUGUGGUGAUGAAAACAGAGUCAGGAGAGCAAAAGAGGGGGAAGAGUUGAUAUCAGAGUGUCAGAGUUUUUUGAUAAAUGAAGCAAACAACAGCUGAUAUCUGCAUCUCAGCCACGCUUUUCUCACUUCAGCUAUCCAUGUGUAAAUAAUUUCAAAAUUACUUUAUAAUCACUUUUAAACACUCAUUGUAUUCCAGUAGUAAACACAUUUUUCUUUUCUUUUUCAAUUGUUUUUUCAUCGAGAUUUUAAAAGUGUUUUGUUUUCCCUUCCUUGUAAUUAUGAUCACCAGUUAAUAUUCAUUUGUUUCUACAUGCAAAUAAUGUAUCCAAAUGUUUGUAACUUUUUAAAUUUGAAUUUGAAUUUUUAUUUAUACCAUCUCUCAUUCAUUUUUGUAUGGAACUCUUUAAGGUUAUUUGCAUUUCCUCUGAUCUACCCACUGAUGCUACAGCAGCACGUGUUAUUAAAAACUUUGCAUCUCUUUAUGCACCCAUGA
Messenger RNA from Maylandia zebra (zebra mbuna), 1316 nucleotides. Lineage: Eukaryota; Metazoa; Chordata; Actinopteri; Cichliformes; Cichlidae. The record is from RefSeq and is a predicted model, not a curated record.